Panicum virgatum (switchgrass) is the source of this 2761-nucleotide messenger RNA. RefSeq lists its product as uncharacterized. Lineage: Eukaryota; Viridiplantae; Streptophyta; Magnoliopsida; Poales; Poaceae. The record is from RefSeq and is a predicted model, not a curated record. Gene Ontology annotation, molecular function: protein binding. The transcript is spliced from 2 exons. Bases 1217 to 2470 code for a protein of 417 amino acids.
CAUAGAAGGGAACAUAAAUUAAAAAAAGGCCAUAAAAGGGCGUUUCACUUUUUCAGGACCAUAGAAGGAACCUUCAUUUGUUUCAGGGAAUUUUCUCUAAAUUUUGAAAGGCACACGAAUUGGAUCCCAAAUCUUGAAAGGCAGUCGUAUUUGAUCUCAAAUCCUGAAAUUUUUCCUUUCUACUGCUCCAAGUUAAAAAAAAGGUCAGCCGAAUUCAAAAAAAAAGGUCAGCCUUCACAUUUUCACUUGGCCGCCGCCACCGGCGAAACGCCAAAAAUAAAUGGGUUUUUUUUUGAAUUAUACCAUUACAAUUAUCGCAGUUCGAAGAUAUACCAUUACUAUUCGCGAUAUUGUAAAUGUACCAUUAUAAUUUCAUAGUUCUAAAAGAUAUGCCAUUACAUAUCUCUUUGAUGAGUUUAUAAAAAAUUUUGGACAAAAAUACCCUCAUCUUCAACAGCUAUCUCGUUUCUCCCUCGUCCUCUCUCUCCCCCCGAGUCAACAGCUACAUCACGCCACCUCUGAAGACGGCUCUGCUCAACAUGGUGUCCGACCAGGAAAUUGCCAGCUGCGUCGAGUCCGUCCUCUGCGGCUUCGCCGGCGGGCCCAAGGAGGCCUCGCUCGCCGCCGUGCUGCAGCCGCGACCAGAUGGACCUCUUCUUCGGGCUUGCGCCUCCAGCCGCAGCCGCAGCCCAAACCCCAAGCGCCUCUUCCUCCGCCACAGGAUAUUCCCACCGCAGCCUCCGUGCUGCAGCCCGAGGCUCAGGUCUUGCAGCAGGAGCAGGCCCCACCUCGUGCCCAGCAGAUUCAGAUGCAGCCGCAAUGCCGCAUCAGCACCAGCAGCUUGCGGCGCUCCAGCCGCAGCUCAUCUUCCAGGCCUGAUACUGCUAUCCCCGAGUUGGAUGAGGAAAGCGCAAGGAGCUAGCUGAGCUUUAGCGACGGGGCUGAGCUAAUUGCUCGAAUGUUGUUAGCUCCUGAGCUUUAGCGCCAGCAGAUGAACAUGAGAGAGGGGAGGAGGAAGGGGUAAUUUGGUCAAGAAGUUUUUAUAAAUGUGUCGAAGGGAUAAGUAAUGGUAUACGUUGAACAUCUGUGAAAUUAUAAUCGUAUGCUCCCGAUAUCGUGAAUAGUAGUGAUGUAUUUUUAAAACAUAACAAUUAUAAUAUUAUUGAUCCAAUUAACCGCCUCCUUGGCGAGGGAGUCCCACAGUCCCACUGCAGCCAUGGCCGGUGGCCGCCGACGCCGACGCCGACGGAAGGCUCGCUGGGGUCCACCCAUAAGCAAACUCAGCAACGAUCUCGUGCUGGAGAUCCUCCUCCGCCUCCCUUCCCUCGCCUCGCUCGUCCGCGCCGCCCUCGCCUGCCGGGCGUGGCGCCGCGCGGUCGCCUCCUCCGCGGCCUUCCGCGGCCGCUUCCGCGCGCUCCACCCGCCUCCCCUCCUCGGCUUUUUCAUCGAGGCUCCUGCCUCAGGGCAGAUCCCUAACGCUCCCGCCUUCCCCGCCUUCGCCCCCGCUCGCCCCCGCGACCGGGACCUGGCUGCCGCCGUCCGCUGUGGCGACUUCUUCCUCACCACCCUCCAGGAUGGCCCCGGCGAAAUCCCCUGCUGGGAUGCCAUCUACUGCUCCCGCGGCUACGUCCUCCUGCUGAAUUGGGAUGACGGAAUGCUGGUGGUGCUAAACCCCUUGACGCGCCGCCGUGAAAAUGCCGGCGAUUUUUAUUCUCUGAAUGCCUCUGUUGAGUCCCGGGGCCGCGCAAUUCGGCUAUAUCCUCGCUUGCUCUGCUCUGCCGGGGAUCCCACGUCGUUCCUCGUUGUGUUUCUCGCGCACGAUGAGUCGAGGGUACGGGCUGUUGUAAUCUCCUCAAGCACCAGAGAGUGGAGAAUUCACCCUUGGGUGAAGGUCCCUGCCCCUGUUCUGUCAGAUGAUGAUAACCACCAGUGGAUUCAGAAUGCAGGUGGCGCGAUGCAAGCGAAUCGGUUCAUGUACUUGGCGUACGAGGACCAGAUGCAUCUUCUUUCACUUGACACGGCCACAAUGAAAUUCUCUGUCGUUGAGCUCCCACAGUGCCUGAGGAACUCCAGCUUUGAUGUCGGUGAGACAAAGGAUGGUGCAACCUGCAUUGUUUAUUCAGAUCAGUUGAGUAUUGGCAUAUUGAUGCAGCCAAGGGACGGCGAUGGUGUUGAGAUAUGGUUGCUGGACCGGGUAGUCCCCUUGGGCAGUGAGCUGAAUGAUUUGGUGGAGAACCCUGACGAGCUGCUUGUUUUGGCAGUUCGGGAGGGAUACGUGUACUUGGCAACAUCACCGAUGUAUCAUGAUCCCCGAACUCCAUGCUGGUUCCUGUCCCUAUGUUUGGAGACGAUGAAGCUGGAAAGACUAUUUCGGAGGACAUUUGACAGUAUUGUUCAUCCUUAUAUUAUGGAGUGGCCGCGUUGCCUAGUUGGCAACUAUGGGAAGUUUGCACUUGAAGAUGCUAUCUGAAAUGCAUUACCAUGUAUGGGUUUAUCUGUAAUAUUGAACCACUUAACGCUGCUUAGUUUUGGUCGGUGUAGCGUUCUGAAACUGGCAAGUUCCUUUUUUUUUUACAUUAGGUGCUGGGUGUGGCAUCGUUAGCCUCUUUUGUGGUGUCUCUUGAGAACCUUCUGCUCAAGACUGUUUCCUCUUCAUUCGAACAGUAUUCAUGUAAUCUUGGGCAUGUUAGUUAUCAUGCGUUUGCUUCCUCAAAUUGAAAUGAUUCACUCUGUUCGGCUGAUGUGCUAGUUCAAAGUAACU